AUGUUUGAUCUUUACGAGAUGAUCGAUGAGAUGUUUAAUGAGAUCGCACCAUCCGCAAUUAGGCCAGCCCAGGCCGCCAGACACAAAUCUGGGAGCUUAGAUCAAGAAAUCCGCGAAUUGAAAACUGCCUAUCUGAGCAUGCGCAAAAUGGCGGCUGAUUACGACAAGAUGGAGAUUGCCUUCAAUGAGGCACUCGACCUGGAGGAUAGCGGUUACGCCACUGACGUGACGGGGCCAUGCCCAGAUGCUGCAGAAUGGUUAAAUACCAACUAUGAAGAACACGAGGGUAUCAGCCUUCCCCGUAGCGUCAUGUACAGUCACUACAUCGACCACUGCCACGACAACGAGACGGAGCCCAUGAACCAGGCGAGCUUCGGCAAGAUCAUCCGGACGGUCUUCCCCAACAUUAAGACUCGGAGGUUGGGCAAUAGAGGGCAAUCAAAAUACCACUACUAUGGUAUAAAGAUCAAAGAGAAUUCUCCCUACAGGGAAGUCAUGGUGAACGCCCAGCGAGUCAACACCCUGUGUGCUAGUCCGAAGACAGCCUUCAGCAAGUCAUUGUGUCCUGACGGCUCCCUUACCCCGUCCACUCCAUCUGCAUCACAGACCAGCCUAACCCUACCAGAAUUCCCCAACAUCAAUGACCUGAGGUUGCCCGCGCAGAUAAAAGAUACGACGGGCGUGUUCCUUAUGAUGUACCGCCAUCACUCGCAGCGAAUCAUAGAUACCGUCCUCCGAGCUAACUUCGCUGAGGUGAAGGGUUUUAUCACUCACUUCUGGACGACCCUGCCGUCCCACGUGUCGAGUGUGCUCUACCACGAUAAGGUCAUCAAGGUCAUUCGCCUCUGUGACACCAUCCUCUAUUCGUCCAUCAUCAACGUGCUGAUUCCAGGCAUCAUACAGCCACUCCCUGCCAGUCUUCUCCAAGCAAUCCGAGCCUUCUCCAGAAACUACCUCAAGUGGUUAGAAGACGCCCUCUCACAGCAACCAGUCGAACUACAGAAGCAAAAGAUGCAAGCUGCCCGAACGUUCACCGCCAGUCUUACUCGACAGACAGAGGUGUCGCACAUGGCCUCAGUAGCGCGAUCCGUCCUCCAUAACUCCGAUUCCAUCCGGAGGCUGCAGCAGGACUGGAAGAAGUUGGACAAGGAAAGCAUUGUCAAGCAGUGUAGCUGGCUACUUAUGGAGGACGAAGACAAGGGAAUCAAGCUGAUUGGGAAAUAUUUGAACGACUUUGAGAUGAUGAUGGAACAACAAACGACGAUAGACCGAUAUAUUGAGUGGGUGCGAGGUUUAGUGGCGAGGUUUAUUGAGAAAGUAGGUCGUCAAGAAACACACUGCAUCACUUUAAUGGCGUAA
Molecule: messenger RNA, 1359 nt
Organism: Lineus longissimus
Lineage: Eukaryota; Metazoa; Nemertea; Pilidiophora; Heteronemertea; Lineidae
Product: transcription factor RFX4-like
Exons: 11
Coding region: 1-1359 (452 amino acids)
Biological process (GO): regulation of transcription by RNA polymerase II
Molecular function (GO): RNA polymerase II cis-regulatory region sequence-specific DNA binding; DNA-binding transcription factor activity, RNA polymerase II-specific
Source: RefSeq, a predicted model, not a curated record